AUGAAGCAUCUCUUGCUUCUGGAGCCUGUGAUGGCCCUGUGCGCUUUUUCCUAUUUUCUCAAUGUUCCACUUAUGCAGCAAUAUGUUUACCGGAGACUCUGGGUGCAGAUGACAAACACCACCUAUCUCAUCUCUGACACAUCCAGAUGUACAACAAGCAACAGCUCAAGCAGUUAUGAGGGUGUACAGAAGCAGGCAUCUCUCUUCUCCCUUUACACAGAUGUCCUCUGCACAAUCCCAUCUUUGGUGGUCAUUCUCUUGCUGGUGACCUACAGCGACCGAGCAGGGCGCAAAAUCACAAUCAUCAUGCCUGUGAUUGGCAUGUUGAUCAAUACCUUGGUCUACCUGACUGUAUCCUAUUUUGAGCUCAACAUUUACCUUCUCAUUGGCUCCUCAAUCCUCAGCGCUUUGUGUGGCGGCUUGGGCACAUUUCUGGGUGGCUGUUUUGCCUACAUAGCAGACCUGUGUGACACCCGUCGCCAGAAGACUCUGCACAUGGCUGGAGUAGACAUGAUGAUUGGCGUGUUGGCUGGCGGGGCUUCAAUAUCAACAGGCUACUUCCUGAAAACUGCAGGAUUUAACUGGCCUUUCCUAAUAUCUGCAUUGACACUGUGUUUGAGCCUAAUCUAUGCAGUAUUUGUCCUUGAGGAGACAAUGAAGCCUCCAACCGAUGUCAUUAUUGUGGAUUUGUCACCUCAGCGCUCAGCCAUAAAACAGAUGGUCUGUGGGGUCUACCAGAUGCUUGCAGGGGCUAGUCAUAGUUGUAAAAUUGCUUUGGCCCUCCUCAUUGUCAUCUUUAUCAGCUUUUCCUUUGCAUAUAUUGGUGGGGUCUCUAUGAUAAUGCUGUAUGAGCUCAAUAAGCCCCUGUGCUGGACUGAGAUUUUGAUUGGCUAUGGCUCAGCGCUGUUCACCUCUGUUUUCCUGACUAGCUUUGUGGGAGUGUCCAUACUUACAUGCUGUGGUGUGCCCCAGCUGCUCAUUGUCCUGUUGGGGAUCCUGUCUCUGGCGACAAGCAUGGUGAUGACAGCGUUUGCUAAGACCACUUCACUUAUGUUUAUAGCAAUUGCAUCAAUGCUUCUGUCUAAAAUGCCUUUCCCUGUUCUGCGCUCCAUGAUGUCAGAGAUCAUCUCAAAGUCUGAGCAGGGAGCCCUGUUUGGCUUUAUGUACUUUCUGGAGAUUUUAAGCAACAAUGUAUCGACUGGAGUCUUUAACAGUAUUUAUGCUGCUACGGUGUCAUGGUGCCCUGGCUUUGUGUUCCUGUUGUCUGCAGGACUCUGUGUGAUCCCUUUGUCUGUUAUUGGGGUGGUGGUUCUGAUGACGGUAGAUGUUACCCAAGAAGCCCAAAUGACAAAUCCUUUGAUCUUAGAGGAGGAGAACCCUCUUGAAGGUCCUAGUCAGAAGAGUUCUCCUUAA
Neolamprologus brichardi is the source of this 1413-nucleotide messenger RNA. RefSeq names its product lysosomal proton-coupled steroid conjugate and bile acid symporter SLC46A3-like. Gene Ontology annotation, biological process: vacuolar transmembrane transport. Gene Ontology annotation, molecular function: transmembrane transporter activity. NCBI's taxonomy places the organism in Eukaryota, Metazoa, Chordata, Actinopteri, Cichliformes, Cichlidae. The record is from RefSeq and is a predicted model, not a curated record. Gene Ontology annotation, cellular component: lysosomal membrane.